Messenger RNA from Selaginella moellendorffii, 2667 nucleotides. RefSeq names its product histidine kinase 5. Gene Ontology annotation, biological process: phosphorelay signal transduction system; protein autophosphorylation. The record is from RefSeq and is a predicted model, not a curated record. NCBI's taxonomy places the organism in Eukaryota, Viridiplantae, Streptophyta, Lycopodiopsida, Selaginellales, Selaginellaceae. Gene Ontology annotation, molecular function: phosphorelay sensor kinase activity; histidine phosphotransfer kinase activity. Bases 611 to 2575 code for a protein of 654 amino acids. The transcript is spliced from 8 exons.
GCGCAAUCACACGGACGGAGGAACCGAGGUCCUAUCUGUCCCGAUUUAAACUGGUUGGGGGGGUCGUCUCGUCGCGUUAAAAAAUUUAUUCUCCUCCUUUAAAAUCGGGCGUGUGUGGUUAGCACUAGGGAUUCCAUUUCUCCAUUCCAUUUUUCCCCCUCUGUCUUUCUCUAGGAAGAAUCAGUGGCGGCAGGCGUUUGUAGAAUCGGUGUUAGCACCAAGGUGCGUCAGGUAUGAAUCGGAUCAAGGCUGCAUUCGUUGCGAGGUGAUCUUCGUCGCCCGAUCCUGGUGAUCCGAUAAUAUUCCUGGAAAUAUCGCUAGAUCGCCGUGAUCCCGUCGCCACGCAGGCCAUUGGCUGCCAGAUUCUCAGCGAUCUUCCUUCCCGCUGCCGGCUUUUGGAAUUUCUUGCUCGCGCGGCGGCGGCGCACUGAUCUCUGGAUUGGGAUGCCCUGGCGGCAAUGCAGGCUCGUGGGGGCCUUCACUUUGACAAAUCCUUGGUGGACCCGAGGCUGAUCUCGCGAUAGCGGAUUUGUUGCGAGACAGAGACGGGCAGUUCAAUGGUGGCUUUAAAGCAGGUCCAGCACUUCUCGAUCAGUUAAAAGCGAUCCAGAUGGAUUCUUCCGCCAUCGAUCGGAGCUCCACGGAGAAUUGUGCCGCGGAGCUAGAAAAUGUAAGAGCGGAGAAUGCCAAGCUGAGGUCGGAAAACGAGGCACUGAUUCGCGAGGUGGAACAGCUCAAGCUCACAGGAUCCUCGAGAAUUGCUUCUCCGGAGGUGGAGUCGAGCGUAGAGAUUGCCGGGCUUCUCUCGGCUCUCAAGGAUUCGUGCAUUUCCAUCAGCUAUUGCGACAGUGAUCUUCGAUAUGUCUGGGCGACCCACUUUUUAGAAUCUUUCACUGGGAAGAUCGUGCAUGGAAAGCAUGAUGACGAGAUCUUUCCCGUCCAGACUAAAGGGCUAGAAGAAGUCACUUUUCUUCGGAAACAAGCGUUGGAAAGUGGCAGCCUACAGAUGGAUUACGUGCAAGUAUUCAUACCCGAUCAGGGACACAUGACUUGGCUUGUCAUAGCUAAUCCAAGGUUUGGUCACGAAGGAGGAAAGCAGGAAGUCCCAGUUGGCGUGAUCACAACAUGCUUAAACAUUCCACUGGCUGGUGAUUCACAAGCGCUGGUCCGAAGCAGGACCACUGAAUACGAACUGAGAGAAGCAGUAAGGCUGACAGAGGAAGCAAUUCGAGCAAAAAACAUGUUUCUUUCCAUCAUGUCCCACGAGAUUCGAACUCCGUUGAACGGACUGCUUGGACUUGCUCAGGCUUUGGAGUCCUCGGGAUUGGACAGGGACCAAAGAGAACUCUUGCAAGCAAUUGUGUCGUCCGGUACAAUCAUCGCAGACAUACUGGGCGACAUUUUAGAUCUAGCCAGCAUGGAAUCAGGUGCCAUGAAGUUGGAGACGCAGCCUUUCAGCCCGGCCGAUAUUGUCCAUGAGAUAGCGAAAAUGGCUGUUGCUGCUACACAUGAAAAAGGAUUGGAGGUCUUGAGCUAUGUUGGAAAGAGCGUACCAGAGGUGGUGAUAGGUGAUGGGCUGCGAGUUCGUCAAGUAAUGAAAUAUCUCGUGUUGAACGCGAUUAAAUUUACUCAGGAGGGCAGUGUUCAGAUUAGAUUAGAUUCAAUACCCAUGCUGGGAACACCGGACGAUCCACGGUUUCCUAGUGACGAGCUUGUUACUGGACGUGAGAAGCGUCAAAAGGAUCAGCCUGUGAAAAGUGGGUGUCGCGAAGGCGACUUUGUACUUUAUUGUCAGAUAGCUGACACUGGACUUGGAAUCCCGAAAGAGGCAUUUGCAACGCUGUUUGAUCACUUCCGCGGAUUAAAGUUCUCGAGCACUAUCAAUCAUGGUGGGACUGGCCUGGGCUUGGCUCUCUGCAAACAGUUGGUGGAACUCAUGGGUGGUCGACUGACAGUGCACAGCGAAGUCGGCAAGGGGUCAGUGUUCACAUUCAGCGUCCUGUGCAAGUCGCACGAUCGAGAUUGCAGCCCAGAGCCGACCGCAAAGCCUGUGGACAACAGGCCGCCGUGCAACCACCGCAGGAAAGAGCCGAGGAUCCUCCUGGCCGAGGACAACAAAGUGAACGUCAUGGUGGCGAUCUCCAUGCUCAAGAGGCUGGGAUUCACGGCACAGGUGGUGGCAAACGGAGUCGAGGCUCUCGAGGCGAUGCGGAAGGACAAAUACGAUCUGGUGCUGCUCGACAUAUGCAUGCCGCUCAUGGACGGCUUGCAAGUGGCCUACGCGAUCCGGAAGUUCGAGCAGACUGGUUCUUGGCCGGAAGGGAUCUGGGACGGGAACGAUAGCAAGGAGCUCUCGACCGCUCUGGAGGGAUUCCGGAAUGGAGGGAGGGAGGAAGAUAGCACGGGGACGUCGCCGAGGAUACCGAUCAUCGCCGUGACCGCCAACGCGCUGAGGUCCGAUAUCGAGCGGUGCUUCGCUCACGGGAUGGAUGCUUUCAUCCCAAAGCCCGUGAUGUUCCAGAAGUUGAGAGAGAUCUUAUCGAAGUAUCUUCCUCUUCCUCUGGAGCAGCAGUAGGGGUGUUCCAGAGCUGAAAAAGUGGCGCUUCAGGGAUUUUUUAAAAAAAAAUUUCUUUUUUUUAAUUUUUUAUGUGUGUCCGUCUGCGGGAA